AUGUCAUCGGAUUCUAUUGAAGUCGAAAAUCCUUCUACAACCGAAGAUUUAUGUUCAUCGCUAAAUACAAAUUUAAACGAUCUGUAUUCACCAUCACGUUCAUCAUCAAUUGAUUUUUCAUCGCCAAAUCUACCAACUACAGAUAGUUUGGAUAAUGAAAAAUCAUCUUCGAAUAAUCGCAAGGAACCUACAGUGAAAGUUCCGUAUCCAGUUGUAUCCGACCAUCGUGACCCAUCAUCUGUACUUAUACUUUUACAAAAAGAAACUCAAACAACAUCGAAGAAAAUUCUUGAUGUUGUUCAACAAAUUGAAAAUUGUGAAAAACAUUUAACAUCAAAUGGCCUAUCAGAUAAACAUAUGAAAUCUCUUAAAUAUGAACGUGUUAAAUUAAAACAAAAAUUAGAUGCAUUGAAAAAACACGAACGUCGUGUCAAUUUACAAAUUGAUUUUAUGACAACCAAAGUUGAAAUUAAAGGUUUAGAAGACGAACGAAAACAAGGAAUUAAUGAUGAAAAUAAACAAAUUAAUAUUUUAUUGGGUAAAUUAAAACAAAAAUUGGAUAAAAUGAAAAUUUAUAUGAGAACAAGAAAUGAACAAAUGAAAAAAAUGAUCCAUUCAAAACAGCGAUCAUCUACUUCAAACGAUAGUCGACAACAAUUAUCUAACAGCCAAAAACCACAACAACAUCGUCUUAAUUCAUCAGAUUCGAAUCAAAAGCGAUUAUUAUCAUCAUCAUCGGCUUCAAGUUUUCAGUCAAAUAAACGUCUAAAAUCGACAACUCAUAAUCAAAGCAAAGCUCCAGCUGUUCGCCUAGCAUCCCGUUUGUCGAAUCAUCAAUCGCAUUCAAUACGAACACCAACAGUGCGAUUUCUAAAUAAAACAUCUGCUUCAUCAAUGAUCGCACUCAAUUCUUCAUCACCAACUACUCCAGCAUCAUCAUCGUCAACUCUAUCACCGCCUCUUAUUGCAACUACAAGUACACGUGAUGCAAAUCGUAUUCAAAUUUCUCUGCAACAAAUUGAAAUACCUUCAAUUGAUGAAGAUGAUGAACUUAAUCUUGAUCUUGAUAUAGAUGAAUUAUUUCAUGACGAUUCAUAUUCUGAAGAGACCACACACGGAUAUAAAUCUGAAACGCGACACCGUAACACCAAUCUGGAUAGUUUGAAAAAAGAAUCUUAA
Messenger RNA from Rotaria socialis, 1179 nucleotides. NCBI's taxonomy places the organism in Eukaryota, Metazoa, Rotifera, Eurotatoria, Philodinida, Philodinidae. The record is from the annotation of a GenBank genome assembly.